This is a messenger RNA of Ilex paraguariensis (yerba mate), 1273 nucleotides long. The record is from the annotation of a GenBank genome assembly. NCBI's taxonomy places the organism in Eukaryota, Viridiplantae, Streptophyta, Magnoliopsida, Aquifoliales, Aquifoliaceae.
AUGGAGAAGGGAUAUUUUCCAUUGUUUAUAAUAAAAAGGAAAGGAAGAGAAAAAUUGGAUCCCUCCAAUCCUUUCCAGCCCGUGAAUUCCUUUGGUAGUGGAUGCGACCCUGCUAAAGUGUCAAAAAUCUCACAACUAUUGAUAGAACUCUUUAUUGAUGGCAACCACCAUAAAAAAUUGGUGGAUGCAUUUGACAUUGGCAGGGGUUAUAAACGAUUUUUCAAAAGAACUCUCCUAGAGACAUCAGACUACCUUAAAGAUGAUUGCCUUUCUAUUCAAUGCACUGUUGGUGUUGUUAGGUCACAUACGGAGGGCCCUAAGAUUUAUUCCAUAUCUUCACCGCCAUCUGAUAUUGGACAGCACUUUGGGCAGCUUUUAGAAACUGGAGAGGGAACUGAUGUACGUUUUGAGGUCGAUGGGGAAAUAUUUGCUGCCCACAAGUUGGUCCUUGCAGCCCGCUCGCCGGUGUUCAGGGCACAGCUAUUUGGUCCACUGAAGGAUCAAAACACACAGUGGAUUAAAGUUGAUGAAAUGGAGGUUUCAGUUUUUAAGGCAUUGCUCCAUUUUAUAUAUUGGGAUGGCCUACCGGACAUGCAAGAGAUUGUGGGUCUGGGUUCAAAAUGGGCUUCUACACUGAUGUCUCAGCAUCUGCUUGCAGCAGCAGACCGAUAUGGGCUUGAGAGGCUCAGAUUGCUUUGUGAGGCUAAACUUUGUGAGGAUGUUGCCAUUAACACUGUAGGCACGACUUUAGCUUUGGCAGAACAGCAUCACUGUUUUCCACUGAAAUCUGUUUGUCUUAAAUUCGUGGCACAGCCUGAAAAUUUGAAAGCUGUGAUGCAAACAGAAGGUUUUCAAUACCUGAAGGAAAGCUGCCCUUCUGUCAUCACUGAAUUGCUGGAAUACGUAGCUUUGAUUGGCAAACAUUCAGUAACUUCUUAUGGAUACGGGAGUGAGAAAGCUGUCGAUGGCAGUGAAGUGAAUGGGAGACGGGUGAAGCAAAGGGUAUACUGAUUUAGGAACCUGAUGUUCACUUCCCUUCUUUGGCCAUGAUUUAAUAUUUUUUAGGAUCAAGACAUUCUACUAUUGUACUCACACUUCAAUUUAUAUGGAAAAUGAGGUUCAUGGUAUAUAUGUAUGUAAGUCUUUCUUAAUAGGUAUACUUAGUGGUUUGUACUGUGUUUUCGCCACAUAAAAACCUUAUCGACUAUGAUAUUUACUGUAAUUUUCUUUGAGAUUUAAAUACCACAUGGGUUUAAUCCUAUGUUUGUACCAA